This is a messenger RNA of Suricata suricatta (meerkat), 1420 nucleotides long. It is a transcript of the gene MAGEH1, whose product is annotated as MAGE family member H1. Lineage: Eukaryota; Metazoa; Chordata; Mammalia; Carnivora; Herpestidae. The record is from RefSeq and is a predicted model, not a curated record. Bases 258 to 917 code for a protein of 219 amino acids. Gene Ontology annotation, biological process: negative regulation of transcription by RNA polymerase II. The transcript has a single exon. Gene Ontology annotation, cellular component: nucleus.
AGAAAAGGCGGAGUUAGUUCUGCCGACCGUUCUUCUAUCUUGCUCGGGAGGGAAUGCAGGAGGCGGUUGCUGGCGCAUUUUUGUUUCCCUGGGAGCGAGCUUUGUCCCUGAGAACAUCUGGCUUGUUGCUACAAAGACUAUUGACGUUGGUGCUUCAGUAGCGGCCGCUUCUUAAGGUAGAGAUAGUUGCUUUCUACAGAAGUUGCAGGCAUCAUUCCCUAGAAUUGCAAUAGACUCGGCGCCGGUUAGUAAGAGACAUGCCUCGGGGUCGAAAGAGUCGGCGCCGCCGUAACGCAAGGGCUGCAGAAGAGAACCGCAAUAAUCGUAAGAUCCAGGCCUCAGAAGCUUCUGAGACCCCGAAGACCUCUUCUCUGGCCCCAAGCACCCCGGAGGACGACCUGAGUGGCUCUGAGGAAGACCCAAAAUCUCCGGAGGAGGCCUCCACCAGCCCUGAGCAAGCCUCCAGCACUGCUAAAAUACAAAAGCCUUCCUUAGCCCGGAGCAAUUUUCAAGGAACCAAGAAAAGUCUCCUGAUGUCCAUAUUAGCUCUCAUCUUCAUCAUGGGCAACAGCGCCAAGGAGGCCCUGGUCUGGAAAGUGCUUGGGAAAUUGGGGAUGCAGCCUGGCCGGCCACACAGCAUCUUUGGAGAUCCAAAGAAGGUCGUCACAGAGGAGUUUGUGCGCAGAGGGUACCUGAUUUAUAAACCGGUGCCACGCAGCAGUCCCGUGGAGUAUGAGUUCUUCUGGGGACCUAGAGCACAUGUUGAAUCGAGCAAGCUGAAAGUCAUGCAUUUUGUGGCAAGGGUGCGUAACCGAUGCUCCAAGGACUGGCCAUGUAAUUAUGAUUGGGAUUCGGAUGAUGAUGCAGAAGUUGAGGCUAUCCUUAAUUCAGGUGCUAGGGGUUACACCGCACCUUAGGGAAAUCUGGGGCAGGCCUUUGAGGGAGGUUGGAAACAGCAUCAAAUAUACCCAAAGGAGUAGAUAAGCUAGGUGCUGAGUUGAAUAUGAUGGGAAAGGGGGGACAUUUGGUAUUUGUGGUCAGUGCUAAUUGUUUAACUGCAAAAUAUUGUAGAAUUUUAUACGUUUUAAUAUAGUGCUGAUUAAGGUCACAAUAUGAUUAAAAUAUGAUUGUAGAAAGGAUAUUUUUUCUUUUUGUCUGUCGUUGAGAUUUAGUGUAACAUUUUGCUACCAUUAUAAAAUGAGUCCACCGUAUUUUGUGAUCCGGUACAUAUUUUAUAUGAUUGAAAUAGGCUAUUCUGGAAAGUUUGAAUAACUGUUAAUGUGAGAGGAUGGGGAAAUUCUUUAAUGUCUGACUUAUCUUAAACAUUUGUGUCUGCUAUUGUGUAAAGAAAACUGACAACUACCAUAAAUUUGCUUAGCUACUGCACAAUAUAGAAAAAAUAAAACUACAAUGACGAGGA